Molecule: messenger RNA, 1884 nt
Organism: Vespa velutina
Lineage: Eukaryota; Metazoa; Arthropoda; Insecta; Hymenoptera; Vespidae
Gene: Hus1-like
Product: checkpoint protein HUS1
Exons: 3
Coding region: 948-1772 (274 amino acids)
Biological process (GO): meiotic DNA integrity checkpoint signaling; mitotic DNA replication checkpoint signaling; mitotic intra-S DNA damage checkpoint signaling
Cellular component (GO): nucleolus; checkpoint clamp complex; site of double-strand break
Source: RefSeq, a predicted model, not a curated record
UCCUUGAGUUUAAAAAUGUAGAUAUUUUUUUUACACGGUACAAAUAUUAUUGGCUGUUCGAGAAUAUUUCAUAUUUAAAGAAAAAGAAAAUUGAUAAUCGUCAGUAAAGACAAACAAUGACAACGACAACGAUGACGAUGCCGCCGCCACUGUUGUCGUCGUUCCAUUCGCUCUUUUAGCUAAUCGAUCGUCAUGUUACGUCGUUUUGUGCAAGAAUAAUCUUCGUACGUUACGAAGAAAAUCGAUUUACGUUAUCAUUUUCACGUUGCUAAUAUCUUUGCUGUUAAUAAAUUAUAUGAAAUAAAUUAUUGAGAAAAGAUCGUUUGUAUUUUUGGAAAACAUUUUUUUCCAACUGUAACAACGUGGCAAUAAUUGCGUAAUUAUUUGAUAUUAUUUAACGAAAUUAUUAGAAUUAUUUUAUAUCGAAUCGCAAUGCAACUUAUUAGGGAUAAAGGGAAAAGGGGGAAGGGAGGAGAGGAUAAAAAUCGAACGUACAUUAAAUUUUUAUGUGAAAAUUUAUUUCGAUCGUUUUAUUAAGUUUCGAGAAUUUUUUUUUUUUUUUUUUUUUUUUUUUAUUUUUCAAACGAUACGGUAUUAAUCGUAUCGUCCAAUCAGAUUUUGUCUUUUGAUACAGGUAGUAUUUCAUGAAAAUAAAGCAAAAGGAAUGGGAUAUAUUUCAAAAUUAUUCUGAAAGUGAUUUGAUUAAAAUGUUAUUGCGUAUAUUCCAUUUGAAUCUUGUUUAGAUCAAGAUUAGAAUACACGUACACAUAACACACAUAUUUGUAAUUUAAUAAACAAAUACAUACUAAAGGCAAUAGUAUAUGUGCGUUGCAUUUCAUAAAUUGAACUCUACAUAUAUCGACGAGAAUAUAUAAACAAUAUCUCUCUUUCUGUUAUAUGUUACUGAUUUAGUUAUAUUAAAAUAUAAAAUUGUAUAGCUUAAGAAGAUGAAAUUUAGAUGCAGAAUGAUAGAUCUUACAGCUAUGCGAGAUUUUACUAAUAUUGUCACUAUCAUUUCAAAAAUAUCAAAACAAUGUAUCUUACGAUUAACUACGGACGAAAUUUCUUUCAAUAUCGGUUAUGAUAAUAUACCCGUUCUAUGGGCAGAAUUAUCUCAAAGUCAUUUUUUUACUGAAUAUAUCAUGAGUGGCGUUUCUGAAGAACAAAAUGAAAUUUAUUUAGAAUUUGAAUCGGCAAUGCUCGCUAGGAGUUUAAGUUCUCUUCGUUUACAGUCAAAGAGUGUAAAAAUUAAAUUAACAAACAAACUACAACCUUGUCUCACGUUUGAAAUUGAAUUAUCAUCUUCGAACGUGGAAUCAAGACAAUGUGUUCACGAUGUGCCAGUAAGAGUUGUGCCACGAAAAGAAUGGGCUGCUUAUAAAGUGCCUGAUAUACCAGAAUUUGAUAUAUCCAUAGAUAUGCCACAACUUAAAUAUUUACGUAAUAUCGUAGAAAGAAUGAAAAACAUGAGUUCACAUUUAACAUUAACAGCCGAUAAAACUGGUAUGUUCAUAUUAAGAGUAGAAACCGAUAGUGCGAAUGUGUCGACACACUUUCAAGGAUUACAGGUUUGGUCUAGUGGUCAAACUGAAGACAAUUUUGCAAUAUCUGCUACGAUAGAUGUGAAAAAAUUGUUAACCUUUUUAUCUUGGGACAUUGUUCAUCCCAAUUCCGUAAGAUGUAAUAUAUUGGAAAAUAAAAUAGUGAAUUUAUUUUUAGAUUUAGCAGGAUAUUUGAAAGUUCGCUAUUUUGUUCCUGCGAUUGCGAUAUAAAAAUUAAUUAAUUAAAUUAUAUAAGGUAUGAAAUAAAAAGUAUAUUUGUUUUACUUUUUUUUUUAAAUCAAAUUUUUUUUUUUAGUCCUCUUCAAAAAUAUAUAAGAUAUGA